GAGAGAUAAGCAGCGCCACCUUCUCUUAUCCUCUCCUCUCCGCUCAUCUCGUUCUCGGUUACGCGACCGCAUCCACCGUAGGGAAAGGAAGAACAAGGGCAGGUGCCGAUGGCAAGCUGUGUCAGCAAUGCCAAGAGCCUGGCGCAGUGGCUGAGGGAGAACGGGUUCGACGAGGAGACCGUCGCGCGCAUGUCGAGGAGGUGCAAGAACCUGCACAGCCUCGACGCCGGCGAGGCCUCGGGCGUCUGGGACUACCUCCUCACCAGCGUCAAGAUCGAGCGGCGGAGGCUGCGGCACGUGGUGGCCAAGUGCCCCAAGGUGCUCACCCUGCCCGUGGACGGCAAGCUCGUGCCUACGGUGCAGUGCCUCGCCACGCUGCAGGCCAAGCCCGGGGAGGUGGCGCAGGCCAUCGCCAAGUUCCCGCAGAUACUCUUCCACAGCGUGGAGGAGAAGCUCUGCCCGCUCCUCGCCUUCUUCCAGACUCUCGGCGUCUCCGAGAAGCAGCUCGCCAAGCUGCUCAUGGUCAACCCGCGCCUCAUCAGCUACAGCAUCGAGGCCAAGUUCUCGCAGAUGGUGGACUUCCUUGUAGGCCUAGGCAUUGACAAGGAAGGCAUGAUCGGAAAGAUCCUUACCAAGGAGCCUUACAUCAUGGGGUACAGUGUCGACAAACGGCUGCGUCCCACUGCCAAGUUCCUCAAGUCGGAGGUCGGGUUACAAGGGGCAGAUCUCAAAAGGGUGAUCAUGAGCUUCCCUGAUAUAUUGUCACGAGAUGUGGAUAAGAUUCUGCGGCCCAAUUUAGCGUUCUUGCAGAGCUGCGGUUUCAGCAAGGGCCAGGUUAUGGCAUUGGUGGCUGGAUACCCUCCUGUUCUCAUCAAGAGCGUCAAGCAUUGCUUGGAGCCAAGGAUAAAGUUCCUGGUCGAAGAAAUGGGACGGGACAUGGGUGAGGUGGUAGAUUACCCCCAGUUCUUUCGCCAUGGCCUCAAGCGGAGCCUGGAGUACCGUCACAAGGUGCUCAAGCAGAAUAACUCGAGUUGCAGCCUCAGCGAGAUGCUAGACUGUAAUCAGAAGAAGUUUGCCAUGAAAUUUGGUUUGAUUGCAGCAGUUUAGGUACUCAUCUUGUCCCUAGUUUCAAUGUAGUAUGUUCUAUUUUUCAGGUGAUGUUUUGGUUUGUACCUUUGGGUUGUAUUGUUCUUGAACAUCUGGGUAUUGAGAAUGCAAAUCUCUCAUUCAAGUUUCAACUAUUA
Panicum hallii is the source of this 1244-nucleotide messenger RNA. RefSeq names its product transcription termination factor MTERF6, chloroplastic/mitochondrial. Gene Ontology annotation, cellular component: chloroplast. The transcript has 2 exons. Lineage: Eukaryota; Viridiplantae; Streptophyta; Magnoliopsida; Poales; Poaceae. Gene Ontology annotation, biological process: regulation of DNA-templated transcription; chloroplast organization. The record is from RefSeq and is a predicted model, not a curated record. Gene Ontology annotation, molecular function: double-stranded DNA binding. The coding region runs from base 109 to 1107 and encodes 332 amino acids.